AAACUUUAUAAACCCCUUCUCUGCUUAUAAAGACUCAAAAACAGAUUCAGAAGAAAAAAGAAGAAUCAAGAGAACCAACAAGAAGAGUCAGUCACAUCUUUCUAAACCCUAAGAACUCAUAGUUUGGAAGCUAACAAUAUAGAAUGGCAAAGCAUCAUCCUGAUUUGAUCAUGUGCCGGAAGCAACCAGGGAUAGCUAUAGGGAGGCUAUGUGAGAAGUGCGAUGGUAAAUGUGUGAUUUGUGACUCUUAUGUGCGUCCCUGCACACUUGUGCGGAUCUGUGAUGAAUGCAACUUUGGAUCCUUCCAGAGUCGGUGUGUUAUCUGUGGAGGAGUCGGAAUUUCUGAUGCUUUUUACUGCAAGGAGUGUACUCAGCAGGAGAAAGACCGAGAUGGGUGUCCUAAAAUUGUCAAUUUGGGAAGUGCUAAAACAGAUUUAUUUUAUGAAAGGAAGAAAUAUGGUUUUAAGAAGAUAUAGAUGACUACAUAGUAACAACUCUCUUGCAGGAGUUUAUCUUGUUUUUGACGAUUUGGUUGUUGCAUUACGUUAGCAAGGUCACCCGCAAUUCAAAUGUCAUCAUCCAGGCACUCAAUUUCUUUUGUACUUUUCUGUGAUAGGCUUAGCAUCUGUAUGUUGCAUCCAUAAUCUUUGUAUCUGCAAUUAGGAUUUAACAAUUCUAUAUAGUGAAAGAUCCACUCUGCUUUUUCCUCCUAUUUUGGGAGGCUUAAAAAUUACUAACUGUGAGCUCUUUAUUUGUGCAGUAUUCAGAUGAUUACCUUGCAUUUCUUCUAUCGGAAGUUCACAAAUGCAAAAUCUAUAGGGUGAUGCAAUUUUAAUAUGUUUGAAUUAACCUUGACUUGCUUUACUUUUAUGCUUACCGAAGCUAUCUUUGGGAUUGCGGCGGAUAUCUGCAAAAUGCCUAAACAUCAUUGAGGAAUCGUAUGCAGAUGCAACUUAUAUGACGUUCGUGAUUAUAUAGUCGGCAGACUAGUUUUGCUACCUUCAUGUUAAGGUACACGUAAGGGUAUGAAAACUCAUUUAUUGCAUACAUGCCUCUUAAUAAUGGUGAAUUUUAGGUGAAGUACCAGUACAAAGUAUCUGCAGCUGUAGUGAUAAAUGAAUUAGAUAAAAACAAGCUUAGUCUACGUAUGCGUCUUUCCUGUUUUCUUGGAAAUGCUUCACACAAAUGUCUCAAGUAUCAAUUUCAACUUUUUGUCACUGUGGUUUGUAUAAUAGCAUAUAGCAGCUGUACUAUUACUGUUGCAUUAUGUCAGGCCAUUUCGGUUGCGACUUUUGAAACAAACAAGGCUUGUUGGUUUUCGAAACAUUCAUCGGUCAAACUUUCAAAAAUGAAAUUUCUAGCCACUAAUUGGAGCUUGUAAGCUCUUGGAGCAUUAGGAAGAAAAUUGUACUCCGAAUUUAUUGAAUUUGGAAGUGACAAUUUAUGGAGGUGUAUUUUGGCA
Mercurialis annua (annual mercury) is the source of this 1462-nucleotide messenger RNA. Its product is annotated as PHD finger-like domain-containing protein 5A. The record is from RefSeq and is a predicted model, not a curated record. The transcript is spliced from 3 exons. NCBI's taxonomy places the organism in Eukaryota, Viridiplantae, Streptophyta, Magnoliopsida, Malpighiales, Euphorbiaceae. Gene Ontology annotation, biological process: mRNA splicing, via spliceosome. Gene Ontology annotation, cellular component: U12-type spliceosomal complex; U2 snRNP; precatalytic spliceosome. The coding region runs from base 144 to 476 and encodes 110 amino acids.